This is a messenger RNA of Cinclus cinclus, 1254 nucleotides long. It is a transcript of the gene ZNF365, whose product is annotated as zinc finger protein 365. The record is from RefSeq and is a predicted model, not a curated record. Gene Ontology annotation, biological process: regulation of neuron projection development; regulation of DNA strand resection involved in replication fork processing; regulation of double-strand break repair via homologous recombination. The transcript has 4 exons. Gene Ontology annotation, cellular component: centriolar satellite. NCBI's taxonomy places the organism in Eukaryota, Metazoa, Chordata, Aves, Passeriformes, Cinclidae. Bases 1 to 1254 code for a protein of 417 amino acids.
AUGCAACAGACGGCCCGGGAUGAAGGCGGGCACCCCUGGCCGGAGCCGCUCGGCAGCGUCAGCCUCCCCUUCCGCUGCCCGCGCUGCGGCGACCACACCAGGUUCCGGAGCCUCUCCUCGCUGCGGGUGCACCUGGAGUACAGCCACAGCUUCCCGGACAGCAGCCUCCUGGCCAGGAGCAGCCUGUUCUCGCCGCUGAAGGACGCGGAGCCGGUGUCUCCGCCGGAGCCCGCGGUGCAGGGCAGCCCGGGCUGCGCCGCGGGGCCCCGCCUCAACUUGGGCGCGUCCUGCGGGAGCGGGAAGGGCGAGCGGCCGCGGGAGCUGGCGGCGGAACGGCCCGGCUCCUACCUGGCCAACUAUGUGUCGGCUGAGUCUCCCACCGAGCUUUCCAAAGCCGGCCUCCCGGCCGCUGAUUCCAAAGCCUCCUUCGAGGCGCACGUCAGAGAAAAGUUUAACAGGAUGGUAGAGGCCGUGGACAAAACGAUCGAGAAGCGGAUCGACAAGCUUACCAAAGAGCUGUCCCAGAAGACGGCGGAGCUGCUGGAGGUGCGGGCAGCGUUCGUGCAGCUGUCCCAGAAGAAGCAGGAGGUGCAGCGGCGGGAGCGGGCCCUGAGCAGGCAGGUGGACGUGGCGGUGGAGAUGAUCGCAGCCUUGAAGCAGCGGCUCAGCGAGUCCGAGGAGGAGCUUCACCGGAAAGAGGAAGAAGUUGUUACUUUCAACCACUUCCUGGAAGAAGCAGCAGAAAAAGAAGUGCGGGGGAAAGCCAGGCUCCAGCACUUCAUUGAGAACCUGUUGCAGCGCGUGGAUGUGGCAGAGAGGCAGCUAGAAUUUUACCAAAACCAGCAGAUGGUGUGCAACCACACCGACGUCAACGAGCACUUGGUAAGGCAGCAGAGUCCUUCCCUUUACUGUCACCCUCCCCCUGGAGGAAAAUGUAAUAGUAAUAACCUGGUUUUGUUUUCAUUGCAGUUUACAGACACUUCAUUAAAUAAGAAACCCAGAUGCCUGAGCCGAGGAAGUCAACCCUCUUCAUAUAACAUCCCUGAUGCAAAGCCUCAUUCCUUUCAAAAAGGAAGGAUCUUGUUGAAAAAAGCAAAGGAUGAAAAAGCCAGUUUGCAGCCAGUGAAAUGCUUCUAUGAAUCUGUCGAUUGCCCAAGAGAAAUAUGGAGAGCACAGAAGAAGGGUGAACCAGCCUGCUCUGCCAGGAAAGUGAGUGCAAAAUCAAAGACGGGUAAAAAGGCCAGACCGCUAUAG